Puccinia graminis f. sp. tritici CRL 75-36-700-3 is the source of this 2152-nucleotide messenger RNA. RefSeq lists its product as uncharacterized. The coding region runs from base 1 to 2127 and encodes 708 amino acids. Gene Ontology annotation, molecular function: 3'-5' DNA helicase activity; nucleic acid binding; four-way junction helicase activity. The transcript is spliced from 2 exons. Gene Ontology annotation, biological process: double-strand break repair via homologous recombination. NCBI's taxonomy places the organism in Eukaryota, Fungi, Basidiomycota, Pucciniomycetes, Pucciniales, Pucciniaceae. Gene Ontology annotation, cellular component: chromosome; cytoplasm. The record is from RefSeq and is a predicted model, not a curated record.
AUGGAGGGAAUUCAUGCCCCCGCAAAAGUGCAGGCCUCGACCGAUGAAGAAGUCAGGGAGAAGAUAGCAAUUCAAUCAAGGGAAAAAUAUGAUCAAGAACCAAAGCCGCUUCAAGUUGAAACGGUCCUAAAUCUCCUUCGUGGUCGAAAUACGUUCCUGCUAGCCGCGACUGGCUUUGGGAAAUCUCGAAUCUCAGAAAUGUACCUCCGAAUGCUUCCCAAAAACCCUCAUGGUGAUACCAUUGGGGUAGUAGUUGUGUUGAACCCUCUCGAUGCCCUUGGGGACAAUCAAGUUGAAGAAAAAGUCGCCGCUGGUUUCACAGCUAUCAACUUGACGAUGCCAAAUUUCUCUGAAGAAGUCUGUCUAGAUAUCCAGGAAGGCUUAUAUGACUUUGUCUACCUAUCACCCGAAAUGUUCCUUGAUAACGAAGCUUUCAGCAAUGUAUACUUCUCGCCAAAGUUUCAAAGUAAGCUGGCCUUGAUUGUGGUGGAUGAAGCCCACAUGAUCUACUCAUGGGGCUUGGUUGAGGGUGGCCAAAAGAAGCUUAAGACUAUAGUCCGACAUCAGGACUUUUCCGCCUUUCGACCUCAUUAUGGUAGCCUAGCAACCCAACUCUUAACGAAGAACCAGGCACCAUUAUUGCUAAUGUCUGCAACUUGUAGGCCAGCGGCAAUAACGGCUAUCAAGAAGAAUCUCAAGCUGCUCGACACACACAUUGAUCUCCUCCGCGAUGAAUUGACUAGACCCGAAAUACGCAUCCUGAGAAUCCCCAUGAAAAGCUCGAUCCAGUCUUGCGAGGACAUAUUACAGGUUUAUGAUCCGAAAUCUCAUAUUCCUGAUGAGCAACUUGUCCCAUCGUUAAUAUACAGUGGGACCAGGGUACGCACCCUUCAAGUCCUUGAGGUGCUGGACCAAGCUCGCGGCACUCCCGGCAAUCAUUUGAAUCCACGUAACUCGUUUGCCCGCCGCUAUCAUGCUUGCACAGGCGAGUUAGACAAAAAGGACGUAAUUGACGACUUUGCUUCCGGAAAAGUCCCAGUUCUAUCAUGCACCCUAGCUCUUGGGAUGGGGCAGAAUUGGAAGCUCGUUAGACAGAUCAUUCACAUUGGUCGUGGCGAUCCCUCCCUUAUCUGCCAGAUGAUUGGGCGAUGUGGCCGAGAUGGUCGCCCUGGUUUGGCUAUUCUUAUGGUUGAGACAAAUCGACCCAAUGGAAAAAAUAGUAUUGCCGACUUUCCACCCAAUCAAGUUCAAACAGAUGAAGACCGAAUGGAUGCACUUGCCAUCACUCCGGUGUGUCUCCGGAUUGCAUUCUCUAUGGAUAACUUAAUUGGUUACAUACCUCUAGAUUUCAAUGAUCCCCUUUACCAAGCUGAAAAGCUUCGUGAGGAACUUAAUGGAUUUGCACCCUGCAUGUGUUCCAAUUGUAUGGAGCAUGCUGGCAAAGUUUUGGUGCAGAAUCUGCCAAAUUUGAAUAAGGACAAUUUCACCGACUAUACAUUGAAUCGAGUGGCACUGAAUGCAGUUGCUACAACUGAAACCAAACGAAAAUAUACUAUCAACCAAAACGGGCCAACAACUAAGAAACAGGAACGAGUACGACUAGAGCCUUUGAAAAAGAUCUUGCAAGAAACAUUCAACAAUUUUUAUCUAAACAUGUACGGGGAAUCAGGCUCGUUGGUACCCAGUGAUCUCUUUGGUGAUUUGGAGGUGGAAGCAAUUAUUAAUUACUUUGGUCAGAUUCAAUCAAAACACGAUCUCCGACAGGUUAUAAAAGGGGAGAUGGUCAAAGGACAGCUGGAGGUUUUAAUGAAAUCGAUUGAGGGGUAUAGAGUGAGAGGGGCAAUUGAAACCAACGCUUUGGAGACCGGAGCACCAGACAAACCAUCAACAAGUUCCCAAACAAAUCUGAAUUCAAAUCCUGAUAAUUUCACUCCAGCCAAACGGCCUCGAAAGAAUGCAGUCUCGCCGGAAACCUUGAGGCAAAGAGAACAAGCUGCAGCCGAGAGAAAUAAAGCAAAGGAACUGAAAUUAGAACUACAAAAAAAAGAGCAAGAGGCAAAGGCUCGACGUUCCGCAUGGCAUCUUCAAAACAUGAAUGAAAUUAAAAAGGCACAUGGUCUACUUUAGGUACAAUUGUCUUGGAUUAUCUUUA